Molecule: messenger RNA, 1386 nt
Organism: Nerophis lumbriciformis (worm pipefish)
Lineage: Eukaryota; Metazoa; Chordata; Actinopteri; Syngnathiformes; Syngnathidae
Source: RefSeq, a predicted model, not a curated record
AUGGGCAAGGAGAAAACCCACAUCAACAUCGUGGUCAUUGGCCACGUGGACUCCGGAAAGUCGACCACCACCGGUCACUUGAUCUACAAGUGCGGCGGUAUCGACAAGAGAGCCAUCGAGAAGUUCGAGAAGGAAGCCCAGGAGAUGGGCAAGGGCUCCUUCAAGUACGCCUGGGUGCUGGACAAGCUGAAGGCUGAGCGUGAACGCGGUAUCACCAUCGAUAUCGCUUUGUGGAAGUUUGAGACCACCAAGUACUACGUGACUGUCAUUGAUGCCCCCGGACACAGAGACUUUAUCAAGAACAUGAUCACUGGCACUUCUCAGGCCGACUGCGCCGUGCUGAUUGUAGCUGCCGGCGUGGGUGAGUUCGAGGCGGGUAUCUCCAAGAACGGUCAGACCCGUGAGCACGCUCUGCUGGCCUACACCCUCGGCGUGACUCAAUUGAUCGUGGGAGUCAACAAGAUGGAUUCCACCGAGCCACCUUACAGCCAGGCUCGUUUUGACGAAAUCACCAAGGAAGUCAGCACCUACAUUAAGAAGAUUGGUUACAACCCGAAAUCCGUCCCCUUCGUCCCCAUCUCUGGGUGGCACGGAGACAACAUGCUGGAACCCAGUGACAAGAUGUCUUGGUUUAAGUGCUGGGAGGUAGAGACUAAGCAGAGUAAGACCAAUGGUAAAACCCUAUUUGAGGCUCUGGAUAACAUCACGCCCCCAAAACGUCCCACCGAAAAACCCCUUCGUCUACCCCUGCAGGAUGUCUACAAAAUUGGGGGUAUUGGCACAGUGCCUGUCGGCCGUGUGGAGACUGGCAUUCUGAAGCCCGGCACGAUCGUCACCUUUGCUCCACCCAACUUGACCACUGAGGUCAAGUCUGUAGAGAUGCACCACGAAUCCCUGCCCGAGGCCCUCCCAGGCGACAACGUUGGCUUCAAUGUAAAGAACGUGUCCGUCAAGGAAAUCCGUCGCGGUAACGUGGCGGGCGACAGCAAGAACGACCCACCCAAGGGUGCUGAUACCUUCAAAUCUCAAGUCAUCAUUCUGAACCACCCAGGCCAGGUAUGCGCUGGCUACGCACCCGUGCUGGACUGCCACACCGCUCACAUCGCCUGCAAGUUCACCGAGCUCAUUGAGAAGAUUGACCGUCGUUCUGGCAAGAAGCUUGAGGACAAUCCCAAGUUUGUCAAGUCCGGCGACGCCGCCAUCGUCCAGAUGACCCCAUUGAAGCCCAUGGUGGUGGAGGCUUUCUCUAACUAUGCUCCUCUCGGCCGCUUCGCCGUGCGCGACAUGAGGCAGACUGUGGCCGUGGGUGUCAUCAAAGAGGUGAAAUUUAAGGAAGCUACUGCCGGCAAGGUCACCAAAGCCGCACAGAAAGCAGCGAAGAAAUGA